AUGCUCAUGCUACCCCCUUCUCCCCUGUACGGCAUGUAUCCCAUGCCCCCCACUCCGCCUCCUUCUCCGCCCAUCUCCCGUUGCUAUGCUCCGGAAGACCGUCUAGGAUUUCUCUUGGCCAACCGUCUGGAACUCACCAGCAUCCUGGGCGUCGGUGCCUAUGGAGUGGUGUACACGGCCGUCGACAUACAUACCAAUGUUCUGUAUGCUGUCAAGGCCCUCAACAAGACCGGGCUGGAUCCCCGGCAGCUCAAGUUCCAGCAGCGGGAAAUCAAGCUCCACCAUCUGGCCAGCCAACAUCCCAAUGUGGUUUCCCUGGUUCGCAUUAUGGAUUCCGUCGAUUGCACCUACGUGGUGAUUGAGUUCUGUCCCGAGGGCGAUCUCUUCUCCAGUAUUACUGAAAAGGGAAACUUCGUGGGCAAUGACCCCUUGGUCAAGCGUGUCUUCCUUCAAAUCCUGGAUGCCGUCCAGUUCUGCCACUCCCUGGGAAUCUACCAUCGGGACCUCAAGCCGGAAAACAUCUUGGUAACGGACCAGGGCUUGACGGUCAAGCUUGCUGACUUUGGCCUGGCUACUACGGACUACCUGACGUCGGAUUUUGGUUGCGGAUCCACUUUCUACAUGUCACCAGAAUGCCAGCAACCAAACCCCCGUCCCAUGUCGUGCUAUGAGUCGGCACCCAAUGAUGUGUGGAGUCUAGGUGUUAUCCUCGUCAACUUGACCUGCGGUCGCAACCCCUGGAAACGUGCCUCGAUCGACGACUCCACGUUCCGAGCUUAUCUCAAGGAUCCUUACUUCCUGAAAUCCAUCCUGCCACUGUCGGAUGAGAUGAUCUGCAUCCUGAACCGCAUCUUUGAGUGCGACCCCUCCAAGAGGAUUACCAUCCCGGAGCUUCGCCAGUUGAUCCUGGAGUGCCCGCGGUUUACCAUGAACCCCAUCGCCCCCUGGUCUGCCAGCGGACCGGUGCCGGUUGACUACGUCAACGGUCCGGUUCCGGUGUCCGUUCCCGUGGACGCCUUCAACACCCAAACCUCCUCUGUCUCCUCUGGGUCAUCGCAGUACUCCGACUUUUCGGAGUCUGCCGUCUCGGAUGCUUCAUCCUUCACAGAAGGCUACCCCGACCUUGACAGUGUCUCGUCGAUGUCUUCCGUGGGCCUGGAGCCGGGACUGGAAUGCAAAGAUGACUUUAUGGACCCUGUCUCUUGCGGUGGUAUCCCGGAGCCGCAUCUUGCCCAUGCCCCUUUUACCAUUCCAAUUCCCGUUUGCUAA
Messenger RNA from Aspergillus neoniger CBS 115656, 1269 nucleotides. Its product is annotated as serine/threonine-protein kinase. Lineage: Eukaryota; Fungi; Ascomycota; Eurotiomycetes; Eurotiales; Aspergillaceae. Bases 1 to 1269 code for a protein of 422 amino acids. Gene Ontology annotation, molecular function: protein serine/threonine kinase activity; ATP binding. Gene Ontology annotation, biological process: protein phosphorylation; intracellular signal transduction. The record is from RefSeq and is a predicted model, not a curated record. The transcript has 2 exons.